Messenger RNA from Panthera uncia (snow leopard), 1437 nucleotides. RefSeq names its product parkin coregulated (gene PACRG). Gene Ontology annotation, cellular component: vesicle; cytosol; neuron projection. The record is from RefSeq and is a predicted model, not a curated record. The transcript is spliced from 5 exons. NCBI's taxonomy places the organism in Eukaryota, Metazoa, Chordata, Mammalia, Carnivora, Felidae. The coding region runs from base 567 to 1238 and encodes 223 amino acids. Gene Ontology annotation, molecular function: Hsp90 protein binding; Hsp70 protein binding.
GCUCGCGGGCACUGUACUCCUGCCACAGACGUCUUUCUGAAAUGUCAUCCGCUCGUAAGGCUCUUCCACGAGCAGUGGCUCACUGACCCCUCUGGGGCACUACAGUACGAAGCUGGCCUCCGUGACCCCGCUUGCAGACCACGCCCUUCCAGCCUGGUGCCAGCCUGCUCCCCCGCCCUCCGCCCCACGGCUGGGUCUUCAGCCCCCUCUUCCCUCUCCCUGCGGGGCCUCCGCUCACGUCUGUCCCUCCGUCUAGCUAGAUGAACUCCUACUAGUCCUUCAGUGCCUCUGGACACAGCGGAUCCACCAGGCUUCCGAGCUGCCCCCUCCAGGGCCUCCCUGGAGAAACCUCGAUCACGGCACUCACAAGUGAGGACUGCAAAGCCUUUAUCUUCCGGUACACCUUCCACACUAGGAGGUGACCAACAGCAGUUGCUAAAGUCUUGGUUGAUUCUACAGGAGGAGCUGAUGGCUCCAGACUGACAAGCGUGAGAGCUGACACACAGGCGGGGAUCUUAAGGAAAACUUCACACAGAGUUGGUGUCCUGUGAAGUGGAACUUGCAGGAUGCACAGACGCACCGCAGCGAGGAAUAACGUGCAAAGACGAGAGACUAAUGAUGUGAGAGGCCCGCCAGUUGCAGGAGCAUUUAAAGAAAGACCAACGAAGCCCACAGCAUUUCGAAAAUUUUAUGAGCGAGGAGAUUUCCCAAUUGCCCUUGAGCAUGAUUCGAAAGGAAACAAAAUCGCGUGGAAGGUAGAAAUUGAGAAGCUGGAUUACCAUCAUUAUUUGCCUCUGUUUUUUGAGGGGCUCUGUGAAAUGACAUUUCCCUACGAGUUUUUUGCCCGGCAAGGAAUCCACGACAUGCUGGAACACGGGGGGAACAAGAUUCUUCCUGUCAUUCCACAGCUCAUUAUCCCGAUAAAAAAUGCCUUGAAUCUUCGAAACCGACAGGUCAUUUGCGUCACCCUCAAAGUCCUCCAACAUCUGGCUGUGUCAGCUGAGAUGGUGGGUGAAGCUUUGGUGCCCUAUUACCGUCAAAUCCUCCCCAUCCUGAACAUCUUUAAGAAUAUGAAUGUUAACUCGGGAGACGGCAUCGACUACAGCCAGCAGAAGAGGGAGAACAUCGGUGACCUGAUCCAGGAGACGCUGGAGGUCCUGGAGCGCUACGGAGGAGAAGACGCCUUCAUCAACAUCAAGUACAUGGUCCCCACCUACGAGUCGUGCUUGCUGAACUAGAGGCAGGAACAGCUGGGAUGGGGGAGGGCUUGCCUUAGUGCCCAGAUCAUCUGUCUCUGCUGCUUUUAGCAUCUCAUUACUUGUGACUUCUACAGCUUUCUUUUCUACAGCUGCUAAAAUAGUGGCUCAUGGGCCGUUGGACCAUUAGCCCCAUUGAGAGCAAAGUUUUCCAAUACAUAAAUAGUGCCUGUUUCUUAGA